Molecule: messenger RNA, 3917 nt
Organism: Vanessa atalanta (red admiral)
Lineage: Eukaryota; Metazoa; Arthropoda; Insecta; Lepidoptera; Nymphalidae
Gene: pwn
Exons: 20
Coding region: 364-3891 (1175 amino acids)
Molecular function (GO): calcium ion binding
Source: RefSeq, a predicted model, not a curated record
UCGACACGCCGUUAGAGAGUACCGCGCGCAUGUUCAAAAGUGGAACCAAUUUUACGGAAAAGUGUUAAAUUUAACUUCUUACUGGUGGUUCAAUUUUAAACAAUUUUAAACUGAAAGUUAAAUAUUUAAUUAUAUAAUUUGGUGUAUUUUAAAUGUUUCUCAUUUGUGUUUAAACGGAACUGGUGUCUUAGUGUCUGGUGAAAGUUAUCGUGUGCUAGCAAGACAGAAUAUAUGUAAAGUGCGUUGUAUUUUUCAUAUUCAAAAUAUUAUUGAAACAACGAAACUGCUGUUAUAUAUUUAUUUUUAAAUGAUAACAAAAGACGAGCAUAUCCCGGUUCCAAAGUGAUGUAAGUUAUGUGACUCAUGGCCUGUGACGGGAAAAACAAGAUGGCGGUGGGAAGAUGGCGCACGUGUUUUGGCGCGCUUUUCAUUAUAUGUGUACAAAUUGUUAAUUGUUACGAACAGACAUACACAAUAUCGCAGCUAUCACCAAAGUCAGUCGUCGACGAUAGGUUUAACGCUAAUAUAUUAUUAAAAACAAGCGACGCCGAAAUAGCUUUUAAUUUAGAACCUAGUGCCAAAUAUGACGACAUUUCAAUAACACAAGACGUAAUCUCGGACGAUGAAACGGGAAGCGAAGUAAACGUCGAACCAUCAGUUGAACCAAGCAGAGGUUCGAGAUCAAUCAAUGUAGACGAAAUACCAUCGUCAAAUAACAAUGAAAUAGACAAUGUAAUCGAAGUACACAAUAAGAGGAAGUAUUACGAUAUAGAUCCAACUAAAACUAUUGAUUAUUACACGAGCGAUGAAGCUAUGCUGAUGUCGUCCGGUUUCGGUGACAAAUUAGACUUCAAGUUUCCGGGGGAAGGGAAGAGGGCUCCGAAGGGGCGUGCACUAGCACCUACGGGGCCCAAAAUCAGAUCCACUGCAGUGCAGCCGCCGACAUUCGCCACUACCAGCCCUAGAGAUCAAGGACGUCAGAAUUCAGAAAUACAUAAUAUUAUAACGGGAAUUGUCCAAAUGUUAAACGGUAAAGUUAACGUUCAAGCUAAUACGCAGCUAUUGAACGGCAGACCUCGACCAAUGACGUCUAGGAUAAACAAUCGCGGCCCACCGAGGAUAACUGAGUCUUACUCUGCAUCUGAUUUCGAUAAACCUAUUACGCCACCGCCAUUAUUCCAUCCCACGAAAAUACCACCACCGUAUCCCUUCGAUAUACCUCAUGGUGUCAAUUUACCUGAGCAAAUUGUUCCACCACUGAAUAAUAGACCAGGGUUCCAUCGACCUAUGCCGCCCUGGCAGAGACCGAGGCCAAGACCACCAACACGAAGACCGAAUCCAGGUCUUCCAGUAUACAAACCUACUCACAUUCCUCCACCAGACAUUCCAGAUUUAGAUGAUAAGCAAAACGAAAACGUCUCACAUUCUGAGAACAAAUUACAUCACGACGAUGUUAUACCCUUAGUGACUCCUGAAUCAACAACCGAAACAAGAAACAUAACAGAGGACGAUAAAGAAAAUCAGUUAACAACAGCCGAAACAACUACAAGCGUUUCGACAACGGAAACGACAACGGAAUCUACAACGACAUCAACAACGACGACAACUACAACGACAACAACAACAGAGAAACCAAUUGAACUCACAACACAAAAGACAACUACAGAAAAAGCGAAAACCGAAAAACCUUUGAAACCUGAAAAGAAAAAGGAGCAAUUUAAUUCAGAUAAAAAUAGAGACAAAUAUAAAGUAACAGAAGAGAAAACCACAGAGCGUCCAGUUAAAAAUAACAUUGAAGUCGCACCAGUUAUAGAAUCCUCUUUAACUGAAGUCCCACCGUCAACAACAGUCUCCACCGCCGCUCCAACGCCGACAUUGGGUUUGAUGAGUCACGCGCCAUCUGCCACUGAAGCUGUCAAACCUAACGUCGAAAUGCAGACGUCGUCAAUAAAUACAGAUCCCUUGCCAACAUCCGAAAUUCCAUAUCGGCCUUAUCGUCCUCGUCCCGGCAUAGUCCUCGAUGACACCGACUUCAAACCGCAUGGAACUAGGUACCGUCCAGAUGCACCCAUCAUAACCGCCGCUGAGACCGCGUUGCCAGGGUACGGGGAGAUAUUUGACGUGACCGUAUCCGCUAUCCAGGGUCCAGGGGAGAAACCGGCUUCUGUUAACGUGGAACAUAUAAACAUUCACCGUGACGACAUCAUCGUGUCGGCAACAGGAGAACAAGGUUUCGUCUCAAUCGAUGGGAAGAGGACUUACCUCAACUUGUUCGAUACGUCCACUCCUACUAUUGCACCCACGAGGGUGCAGAGCACACCCUACCAUACUGCUCCCCCACCGACCCUGGGCCCCGCGAUGGGUACGGGGGUGGCGAUACCGGCUGAUGACGUGCCGCUACCGCCGAGACGGCCUCACGCUCCACACAGACAGCCUCCCUACCGACGACCGCAACCGACCGUUAGAAUCGACACUUGCAUAGUCGGUGAUGACUCCACUUGUGAUCAGGCCCAGAACGAGAUGUGCAGGACGGAAGCGGGUAUAUCUAGCUGUCAGUGCAGACCGGGAUACGCGAGGAGGACACACCGGGACCCUUGCAGGCGAGUCGUAUCCCUCGUCCUCAACUUGAGGGUGGACAGGAUAUAUGACAGAAAGAUGGCGUGGGACGCGAAGUUAGCUGAUAAAGAGUCGGAACCUUAUCAGCAGUUGAGUUACGAAGCUGUGAGAGCCAUCGACUCGGCGUUCUCAAUGACUCCGUUCUCGGACGAUUUCGUCAGCGGCUCAGUGAAUAAUGUUUUUAAAGGCGACGAGGAGAACCGCGGGAUCUUCGUUAAUUAUACGGUUUUGAUGCAAGAGACGGCGGAGACGCUCCGGCCGGCGGUGGCGGGCGACAUCCAGAAGCACCUGCUGGGCGUCGUGCGGCGCCGCUCCAACAACAUCGGCGCCUCCGCGCUGUGGGUCGACUCGCCCGCCGCCUGCGUGCUGCCGCUGCGCGAUUUGGAUGAAUGUUCGUCUUCUGAUCUGAACGACUGCCACGAGCUGGCCGUCUGCACGAACAUGUGGGGAUCGUUCUCCUGCGCGUGCCCCGACACCACGCUGGACGCGGGCGGCGCGCGGGCCGGGCGCGCGUGUCGCGCGUGCGGCGCGCAGCACUGCAGCGAGCGCGGCCUGUGCCGCUACGCGCACGGGCAGCCCUACUGCACCUGUUCGUCCGGCUACUACGGGUCCACGUGUGAGAUGGACGGCGAGGUGAUCGGAGUGGCGGUGGGGGCUUCCCUGUUGGCGUUGGUGGUCAUAGUGAUCACGCUGGCGGCGCUGAUAUCUUGGAGCCGCAAGUGGUCACGCGAUCAGAUGGCUGGUGUGGGGUCCCCAGUGUUCAACUACAUGGCAGCGAAUACGGUGAAGACUCCGCCGGUGGGUCAACCGCCAUACCAGGUAACUUUGGAAGAGAGAAUGCGAUGGGCGCAAAUAGCUGAGGCCAUGACGCAAGCGAGCCAUUAUGCGCAAGCUGAUCACACGCAAACAAUGGCGACUCGUCCCUCCUCAGCCAUGUUUGGAGGGUACCCGCCACUGCCCCCCGUGCCUCUACCGAGAAUGGGCGUGCACGGCGGCCACCUCAGCGCCCCCCGCGCCCCCGCCGCGCACCACUCCCUCUACGGUUACACGAACCACAUGGCGACCGACUCGACCAGCUCCGAGGCGUCGAGUCACGUGCAGGACCGCGCCGACCUGCUGGUGCCGAGGCCGAAGUCCCGAGCGAGGAGUAUGCAUAAUCAAACCGGUAUAUACUACGACGUCGAAUAUGAGAACGCUGAACCGAUAUACGGAACCAAAGGGAUACCGCUGUCCACGUACACAGUGAGCCGCGGGCCCCCCUACUACAGGUCAUAAUAUAUGAUUCAACGGACAACGAAUUU